UACAGCUAUUUUCCUGGUAUCUUUCUUUUUAUAUUGAUAAAUGGCUUCCUAUUGAAUUGGACCAACCCAGAGUGCUGAACAUUACAGAUACAAACAUCACUUGAGAACCUAAUUGCUUAGUGUCAGAGCCCAGUGUCCCUUUCCCACUGUCUUCAUGCACUGUCCUCUAAUCUUCCAGGAUAAAGAAUCCCACCUCAGUGACCCUGUAUCCUCUCACAUCACAGGUGGGGGAUUAACUCAAGACUCCAAAAGUGAGUCCUUUACCUGCUCAUUCUCACAUUGUUGCCCCAGCCCAGCAGCCCAUCCCACCUGCUCCAUGAGGAGGGACAACGUGACCUGGGUGAGUGAGUUUGUCCUAAUGGGUCUCUCAGAUGACAGACAGGCCCAGGCUGGGCUCUUUGUGCUCUUUGGGGCCACCUACCUGCUGACCCUGCUGGAAAAUGGGCUCAUCCUCCUCUUGAUGAUACUGGACACCAGCCACCUGCUCAUGUACUUCUUCCUCUGCCACCUUGCAGUUGUGGACAUUUGCUACACCUCCAGUGGAGUCCCACAGAUGCUGGCACACUUCCUGCUGGAGAAGAAGACCAUCUCCUUUGCCCGAUGUGAGACCCAGCUCUUCUUCACCUUGGCCCUCGGGGGGACUGAGUUUUUGCUGCUGGCUGCCAUGGCCUAUGACCGCUAUGUGGCCAUCUGUAAGCCCCUGCGUUACAUGGCAGUGAUGAGUCCCAGGCUCUGUGUGGCACUGGCUGGUGUCCCUUGGCUCAUGGGCCUGGCUAACUCUUCCUUGGAGACAGCAGUCACCACACGCCUGCCCACCUGUGAGCACAAUGUGCUGAACCAUGUGGCCUGUGAGACCAUGGCACUGGUCAGGCUGGCUUGUGUAGAUGUCACUCUCAAACAGGUGGUCAUAGUGGCCUCCAUUAUGGUGGUGGUGCUGCUGCCCUGCUGCCUGGUCUUUCUGUCCUAUGUUCACAUCAUGGCCUCCAUCAUGAAGAUCCACUCCACCCAGGAAUGCUGUAGAGACUUUGAGACCUGCACCUCUCACCUCACCGUGGUCUCCAUGUCUUAUGGGAUGGCCCUCUUCACCUACCUACAGCCCCACUCCAAGGCCUUACCAGAGCAGGACAGGGUGCUAGUGCUCUUCUACGCUAUGGUGUCCCCCAUGCUGAACCCUCUCAUCUACAGUCUGAGGAACAAGGACAUCAAGGCUGCUGUAAAUCAGGUUCUGAUGCAGAGUUCGAGGUCUAAAUGGUAGGUGGUGACUUUUAGUUGAAAGGGCUCCUCUCUAGGGACAUUGAUCACUGAAUUAGGAAUGGCCAGCACAAUACCCAAGAGUUAAUCUGGCUGAGCAUGUGACACUGUGUGCGUGUCCCUGACAGGUGGUAGGACAGUGAUCUGUGCUCCUCUCUCCUGUUGUAAUAGGGAUGUGGGGGUUUCUCUGGACUCUAUUUUAGGCCCACAGGCCCACAUCUCAUUCCAAAGGAAAGGAAUUACACUGCCUGAAAAAUACAUAUGGCUGUGUAAGAAUAGAUAAUUAUACUACUAAUCUGUGUUAGAUCAUCAGAAAGAACCGUUGUAUUUUCGUGGUUUGAUUUCUUGAUCAUCUUUUCAUACCUACAUCUUGUAAUCUGAAAGAAUACUUGGAAGAUAACAGUACGCACUCUAUGAACCAGUGUUAACCUCCUGUUUUUCUAUUUUGAAAUUUUGUAUAAUCAUUUUUAUUCCUUUUUCAUUUUAAAAUUAAAAAAUACAU
This is a messenger RNA of Cavia porcellus (domestic guinea pig), 1753 nucleotides long. RefSeq names its product olfactory receptor 2F1-like. Lineage: Eukaryota; Metazoa; Chordata; Mammalia; Rodentia; Caviidae. Gene Ontology annotation, biological process: G protein-coupled receptor signaling pathway; detection of chemical stimulus involved in sensory perception of smell. Gene Ontology annotation, molecular function: G protein-coupled receptor activity; olfactory receptor activity. Gene Ontology annotation, cellular component: plasma membrane. The record is from RefSeq and is a predicted model, not a curated record.